GAUGGCCUCAAUAAUUGGGUGCGAGAAGACAAUUUAAUCGGCGCGCACUGUUCGGAUGUGGUGGUGCCCGGGCGUGAAGAGCAGGUGAUUCGGAGACGUCUCGGCUAUGAGACACUGAUGGCAUGCGGCUCGUGGCUGAGUGACGGCAUCGUCACCUCGAAGACAAUGCCAUAA
Messenger RNA from Cylicostephanus goldi, 174 nucleotides. NCBI's taxonomy places the organism in Eukaryota, Metazoa, Nematoda, Chromadorea, Rhabditida, Strongylidae. The record is from the annotation of a GenBank genome assembly.